Mustela lutreola (European mink) is the source of this 2891-nucleotide messenger RNA. It is a transcript of the gene CDH16, whose product is annotated as cadherin 16. The transcript has 18 exons. The record is from RefSeq and is a predicted model, not a curated record. Bases 132 to 2618 code for a protein of 828 amino acids. NCBI's taxonomy places the organism in Eukaryota, Metazoa, Chordata, Mammalia, Carnivora, Mustelidae. Gene Ontology annotation, biological process: calcium-dependent cell-cell adhesion; adherens junction organization; cell-cell junction assembly. Gene Ontology annotation, cellular component: plasma membrane; adherens junction; catenin complex. Gene Ontology annotation, molecular function: cadherin binding; calcium ion binding.
CUGCCCUACCCCACCCAUCCCGGCCUGGCCAGCACUCCCUGGAGAAAGAGCCCUCUCACCUGGCAGCUGGACCAAGGGAGCCCGCCUUAGGCACCGGAGGGUGCCCUGGAGUGGAGGGGCCCAUCCUGACCAUGGUCCCUGCCUGGCUGUUGCUGCUUUGCCUCUCCAUAGCCCAGGUUUUCCCCGAAGACCAGUAUGCAGAACUGAAGGUGGAAGUCCCUGAAAACUAUGGUGGAAAUUUCCCUUUGUACCUGAUCAAGCUGCCACUGCCCCCUGAGGAAACAGAGGGCAAGAUUGUGCUGUCGGGGACCCCAGGCAUGGUAGCUGAGGGCCUCUUUGCUGUGGAUCCAGAGUCUGGCUUCUUGCUGGUGACCAGGACCCUGGACCGAGAGGAACAGUCCGAGUACCAGCUGCAAGUCACCCUGGAGACUGAGGAUGGACGUGUCUUGUGGGGCCCACAGCCUGUGCUUGUGGAUGUGAAGGAUGAGAAUGACCAGGUGCCCCACUUCUCUCAGUUCGUCUACAAAUUUCAGCUGAGCCUGGGCACCAAGCCUGGCAUCCCCUUCCUCUUCCUUGAGGCUUCGGACGGGGAUGAGCCGGGCACAGCCAACUCCGAUCUCCGAUUCUACAUCCUGAACCAGGCCCCAGCCCAGCCUUCCCCACACAUGUUCCAGCUGGAGCCUCAGCUGGGGGCUCUGGCCCUCAGCCCUGAAGGAAGCACCAGCCUAGGCCAGGCUGCGGAAGGGCUCUACCAGCUAUUGGUACAGGUCAAGGACAUGGGUGACCAGGCUUCGGGCCACCAGGCCACUGCCACCGUAGAUGUCUUCAUAGUAGAGAACACCUGGGUUCCCCUAGAUCCCGUCCACGUGCCAGAGAAUCUCAAAGUUCCAUACCCACACCCCAUAGCCCAGGUACACUGGAAUGGGGGAGAUGUACAUUAUCACCUGGAGAGCCAGCCCCCUGGCCCCUUUGAUGUGGAUACAGAGGGAAAAGUCUACGUGACCAAGGAGCUAGACCGAGAAUCCCAGGCUGAGUACCUGCUCCAGGUGCGGGCUCAGAACACCCACCGUGAGGACUACAUAGAACCUCUGGAGCUGCGACUGGUGGUGAUGGAUGACAAUGACAAUGCACCUGUCUGCUCUCCACAGGACUCCCCAGUCAGCAUUCCUGAGCUCAGCCCCCCAGGCACCAAGGUGACUAGGCUGUUGGCAGAGGACAUGGAUGCCCCCGGUUCCCUCAAUUCCCACAUUGUGUAUCAGCUGCUGAGCCCUGAGCCUGAGGAGGGAGCAGAUGGAAGAGCCUUUGAGCUGGACUUCACCUCAGGCAGUGUGACACUGGGGGAUGCCCCGCUCCAUGCUGGCCAGAACAUCCUGCUCCGGGUGAAGGCCGUUGACCGAGGUGGAGCUGAGGGUGGCCUCAGCAGCACGUGUGAGGUCGCUGUCACAAUCACAGAUAUCAAUGACCAUGCCCCCGAGUUCACUAUUUCCCAGAUUGAGCCUGUGAGCCUUCCUGAGGAUGCAGAGCCAGGGACUCUAGUGGCCACACUCAUGGCCACUGAUGCUGACCUUGAGCCUGCCUUCCGCCUCAUGGACUUUGCCAUUGAGGCAGGGGAUAUGGAGGGGACCUUUGGCCUGGAUUGGGAGCCAGACUCCAGUCAUGUCCAACUCCGACUCCUCAAGAACCUCAGCUAUGAGGCAGCUUCCAGUCACAGGUUGGUGGUGGUGGUCCGGAGCGUGGCAGAAUUGGUGGGGCCAGGCCCAGGCCCUGGAGCCACAGCCACAGUGACGGUGCUGGUGGAAAAGCCGGUGCCACCCCCCAGGCUGGACCAGAGCUACGAAGCCAGUGUUCCAGUCAGCACCCCAGCUGGCUCCCUCCUGCUGACCAUCCAACCCUCAGAAUCCGUAAGCAGCCCCCUCAGGUUCUCCCUGCUCAAUGACUCAGAGGGCUGGCUCUGCAUCAAGGAGGUCUCUGGGGAGGUGCGCACAGCCCGGCCCCUGCAGGGCGCCCAGCCUGGGGACAUGUACACAGUGCUCGUGGAGGCCCAGUACGAAGACCGGCCGACACUGAGCACCUCUGCAACCCUCGUGAUCCACUUCCUGAAGUCUCCGUUUGCCUGGGCCCCAACCCUGAACCCUGUUCCCACCCGCCACCUCUGCACGCCCCGCCAGGACCAUGGCGUGGUUAUCAGUGGACCCAGAGAGGACCCUGACCCGGCUGGUGGGCACGGUCCCUACAGCUUUGCCCUUGGCCCCAACCCUACGGUGCAGCGGGACUGGCACCUCCAGGCUCUCAACGGUUCCCACGCCUACCUCACCCUGGCCCUGCACUGGGUGGAGCCACGUGAGCACACAGUGCCUGUGGUUGUCAGCCACAACACUGGGACGUGGCAGCUCCUGGUCCAAGUGAUUGUGUGUCGCUGCAACGUGGAGGGGCAGUGCAUGCGCAAGGUCGGCCGCAUGAAGGGCAUGCCCUCGAAGCUGUCGGCGGUGGGCAUCCUCGUGGGCACCUUGAUGGCGAUAGGCAUCUUCCUCAUCCUCAUCUUCACUCAUUUGACCUUGGCGAGGAAGAAGGAUCUAGAUCAGCCAGUGGACAGCGUGCCCCUGAAGGCGGCUGUUUGAAUGGUCCAGGCAGCCCCAGCUGGGAGCUUGGCCUCUGCCUCCAUCUGGGUUUCCUGGGAGAGGGCCCAGCACUGUGGAUACUGGGGGCUAGGACAGAGUUGGAGCCCCUUCCCCUGCCUGUGAUGGAGCCAACAUUACCAGACAAGUCUGUAGAGCCUGAAUACUGACUUGAUGGGCUGCCCAUGGGAAUGUUCCAUAUGGGGCCAUGUUUGUCUACCAAUAAAGCCUCAGAGAGCAGACAGGGCCUGUGCUUGCUUCUCAGAGUCAUGUGAA